AUGCUCGAGUCUCGCUCAAAGUUUGCUUGCCUUAACAUUGAUGAUGAUUCCGACGAGGAAUUUACUACUGUGAAUAAGUCGAAGAAAGGUGGACCGCAUGGAGCUGUGCAAAAAGUGAAGAACGGUGGAACCUUAAUUGUUCAUGCUGUGGAGAAACGGCCAAAGACGAAGAAGCCGAGCAAAGCAAAAGUUGUGGACACUGCAACAGGUUUGCUUGUGCAAGGAGUCGAUGAGAAUUAUGCUGCGGAACAGAAAUAUCGUGAGGACCUCAAGCGAGCAAUGCGUGAGAGCGUACAGAUAAACCGCUCGCCUUCGAACGAGCAAAAAACUCCUCCCGCAGAAGAAAACUCGCAAACAGAACAACACGACCCUUCACUUGUGGACAAGAUACUUGAUUCGAUUGAAGAGGAGUCGCGUAAACGUGCUGGCCGAACUGUGAAUGAAGAUUCGAAAGGAGAUCCCGUCGUCAUUGCUCUGUAUCGAAGCAAGCUUACUGAAGCUGUCGAAGAAAUGAUAAAAGCAAAUGAAAAAGCACAGUCGGCACAAGCCGACGUUGAGAAAUAUCGAAUGAAGUACAGGAAAUUGGUUGAGCUUUUUCGUGAUUCCGAAGUAUCUGAGAAGGCGAAGCUAGUAAUGGAUCUGGAGAGAGCUCAUGCAGCAGAAACGGAUCUGGCCAAUCAGCUUUGUGCAGCUCAAAAGGAAUUGGAACAAUACAAAAGUAAAUUAAGGGCGUUAGGUGCAUUGAAGUGA
Necator americanus (New World hookworm) is the source of this 750-nucleotide messenger RNA. RefSeq lists its product as uncharacterized. The coding region runs from base 1 to 750 and encodes 249 amino acids. Lineage: Eukaryota; Metazoa; Nematoda; Chromadorea; Rhabditida; Ancylostomatidae. The record is from RefSeq and is a predicted model, not a curated record. The transcript is spliced from 9 exons.